UGUGGCACACGAAUUGAAGGCAUAUGAUUUAGUUCGCAGUUCACAUCUAUAAGGAGAAAUAUAGAGAGUUAUAGCUGUAAAUUUUGGCAAAGUUAAACAAACACGAUGAAUCCAAGGUGUUGUCGUUGCGACAAGAUUGUCUAUCCUGUUGAGAAACUGAAUUGUUUAGACAAGACAUGGCAUAAGAAAUGCUUUACUUGCCAAGUUUGCAACAUGAAGUUGACAAUGAAGAAUUAUAAAGGAUACAAUAAAUAUCCGUACUGCAACACCCAUUACCCAACAACGAAGUUCACUCAAAUAGCUGAUACACCCGAAAACGUACGUCUGUCAAAGAACACAAAGAAUCAAAGUCAGGUUGAAUAUCACAAAAAGUUUGAAGAAGAAAAAGGUCAAUUUACAGCUGUCCCUGAUGAUCCCUCGACGCAAAGAGCAAAACGAGCAAUGUUACAGCAAAGUAAUGCAGCAUAUACAAGACAUACUCAAGUUGAUGAAACACGUGCUUAUCCAGAAAAUGCGCCCGUGAGGGAAAAUUUCAAUCCACAGCCUCCAUCUCAUCACGUUCCUGCUCCAGUCCAUAACGUUCCAGCUCCUGCACAACCUAACCCACCCGUCCCUCCACCUUCAUCUCUUGGGCCGCGUUAUCGGGCGAUGUACGACUAUACGGCUGCUGAUGAUGACGAGAUAACAAUCCGCGAAGGAGAUAUUAUUGUUGACGGUGUUGACAUAGAUGCAGGAUGGAUGGAGGGACGUAAUGAGCGAACAGGUGCAUUUGGAAUGCUGCCUUCGAACUACGUCGAGAAAAUGUAGUGUGGAUGUAUGUCUUCCAAACGCUCAUUUUCCACCGAUAUAAAUUGUUCAAUUAUCUUUGUAGGUACAGUAAUCAGGUUUUCUGAGUUAUAGAUUUGUUUAUGUACUUGCUCUUUUUUAGGAAAGCUUGCAAUCCCAAAUUCAAAAGUAUUUUUCAAACUUAUUCAUUCAAACACACAACUACACACUGUAUUUUUUGUUAUAUAUAAAGUGUAGGAAGUGUUUUAUAACUUUAACUGUUGAGUUUAAAACUAAAUGUUGUGGAAUACAAUCCUUAGAAUUGUA
This is a messenger RNA of Xenia sp. Carnegie-2017, 1092 nucleotides long. Its product is annotated as LIM and SH3 domain protein 1-like. Lineage: Eukaryota; Metazoa; Cnidaria; Anthozoa; Malacalcyonacea; Xeniidae. The transcript has 6 exons. Gene Ontology annotation, cellular component: focal adhesion. The coding region runs from base 106 to 807 and encodes 233 amino acids. Gene Ontology annotation, molecular function: actin filament binding. The record is from RefSeq and is a predicted model, not a curated record.